This is a messenger RNA of Fusarium coffeatum, 1746 nucleotides long. RefSeq lists its product as uncharacterized. NCBI's taxonomy places the organism in Eukaryota, Fungi, Ascomycota, Sordariomycetes, Hypocreales, Nectriaceae. Bases 1 to 1746 code for a protein of 581 amino acids. The transcript has a single exon. The record is from RefSeq and is a predicted model, not a curated record. Gene Ontology annotation, cellular component: nucleus; cytoplasm. Gene Ontology annotation, molecular function: protein binding.
AUGCAACGGCGUAUGUCUAUUGCAGACCGCAUCAAGGAUACAUUCAAAAGGGCAGAAUCCGAUUACCCUUUACAUGCCUCGAUCUGCAACAACGACCUAUCAACCUUGCAAGAAGUGCUUGGUUCCCGCGAGGCUUCAUUUUUGUUGUCGGAUGCCGAUGGCUGUUGGGGGACUCCGCUGCACGUGGCAGUCUAUUUGGACAAUAUCGAGGCAGUGAAUAUACUAUUGCAAAGUGGCGUCGACGUCGCUGCUGCUUCUUCCAAGCACGAGCAUCGCUUAUCGCCACUAGCAUUAGCUGCACGUUUGGGUAAUCAACGCCUGCUUUGGCGAUUAUGGCACCAUCUCCACUCACAAGCAGACCCAAAGGAGAAAAACGUCGACUCAUGUCUUUUUGAAGCCUCAAUCAACAGCCAAACAACUAUCCUACAUGCUUUAUUGAGUUGGAAAGAAUGGACAGCAGAAGCCAAGAACGAAGCUCUGUUUUGGGCAGCACAGAGCUGGAAGGCAUACUCUGCCCAACUCUUUAUUACCAAACUAUCCUUUCCCCAAGAUGUUUUAGACAAGGCCUUGCAUCAUGCAGUGGAUUUCAGGCCUUUGAUUGGAGAUGACUUCAAACUCGACUACAAUGGUGAUGAUUAUCUGCAGCAACAGCUUUUGAUCGAGCACUUGAUCGAUGCCGGAGCCAAUCCAAACGCUAUUAUCAACGGACAACCGCCAAUAAUUACUGCCGCUCGCUCUAUAAGUCUGGUUGGAGCGUUGAAAGUGUUGCUCGACAAGGGAGCCAACCCAGACGCUACUGACCACAGAGGGAAAUCAGCAUUGCACUUUCUGGGCUCACCAAAAUCUUUGAAUCAAAGUGGACCUGUAGUGCGUUUGAAUGAGACCGCGAUCUGUAUUCUUCUCAGUCACAAUGUCUCCGUUUCGCUGGAGGAUAAUGAGUCUGGGGCUAGCCCCCUUCACGCUGCAGCUUUUGGCUCCAACCUGAACACACUACAGUUGUAUCUAUCCUCUUGUAACUCGGAGCAAAGAAUUCAAGCAUUAAGAUCGAAGAACAACUUUGGCGAAACGUUACUACAUUACGCAGCUGCGGGAGCUAAGCGUGACAUUGUCGAGUUCCUUCUCAGCCAAGGGCUUGAUGUCAAUGGUAUCAACACAAAUGGCUGGACACCCUUACAUUGCGCCUUGACCCCAGCGAGGCAAGGCUCGCAGAUGAACAGCUUCUCAAAGUCAACAUCUGAAGCUUUGGGUAUUGUAAAGAUACUUCUCUUUCACGGCGCCGACCCUCGUGCUGUUACAGCUGAGGGAUGGACGCUACUACAUUGUCUUUCCCUAUUUGCUGGUAGAAAGAAAGAAGAUUCUGAACUUGCACAGUUCGUGGACAACAUGAUCCAUCGCGGUGUUGAUAUACACUCUCGAGCAACAUUUUUGUUUUGGAAUGAACUGGGCGAUGUAGAACCCAAGUAUUAUUACUGGGGUCACCAAGUCCAAGAGAGCAUUCAGGACCCUGAGAGCUCAGGAGCGAUAGUGCGAUUUGGUUACACUCCACUGCAUUUCGCAGCUGCCCACGGUGGCAUAAGUAUGGCCAAGAAUUUGCUUGAGCAUGGGGCUGAUCCCAUAUCUAAGGAUGCGAGGGGAAAUACUGCAAUCCAGAUAACAGCUAAUUCGUUAUUGUUGGACGAUUGCCCGAGUAAACGACAAGCUAUGGUAAGUCUUCUAACAGAGGCAGCUGAGCUUCGUUCAUAUUAG